Molecule: messenger RNA, 489 nt
Organism: Lycium ferocissimum
Lineage: Eukaryota; Viridiplantae; Streptophyta; Magnoliopsida; Solanales; Solanaceae
Exons: 1
Coding region: 1-489 (162 amino acids)
Molecular function (GO): zinc ion binding
Source: RefSeq, a predicted model, not a curated record
AUGCUUGAAGAAAUAAGAGUGAAAAUGAUGAAGAGAGUAGGACAGAUGAGGAAGUUUUGUGACAGUUGGAUACAUGACUUUUCUCCAAUGGCAUUGAAAGUUCUGACAGAUCACACUGCAAGGUCUAUGAAGUGCAGUAUUGAGUGGAAUUCUGAUACAGGGUAUGAGAUUCUUGAAGGUCAAUUCAGACAUGUGGUGGAUCUGCCUAGACAAACUUGUUCUUGUAGAGCAUGGAUGUUGAAAGGCAUCCCAUGUCCUCAUGCAAUUGCUGCUUUUCACCACAAGAAGUUGAACCCAAUGGAUUACAUUUCUCAGUGGUAUUCUAGAGAUACCUAUAUGAAGAUAUAUAGCCAUUUUAUUCAACCAGUUUUGAACUUGAAGAUAUGGCCACCAUCUACAAAUCCUACUGUUAUACCACCUAAAGUGAGGAACAUGCAUGUUCCAGGCAGACCUAAGAUCACAGGAGGAAGGAAGCAAAUGAACCUAUAA